AUGAGCGCCGAGCGCAAUUUCAGUACUGCCUCGCAGACACAUCGCAGGUCUGUCGCAGAAGAGCCUGUUACAUCAGUGUUGGCUGGGACCGAAGUGCCAGUGUAUGAUCGAGAAUUGACGGCCGACGAAGAGGUUCUCGCUGCUCUUGGUUACAAACCAGAAUUCAAGCGUGAAUUCUCAUUAUGGACCUCCUUUUGUGUGUCGUUCGCCGUUCUUGGCCUGUUGCCAUCGUUCGCCUCGACGCUGUGGUAUGGCAUGGGAUAUGCUGGAACUCCUGGCAUGGCGUGGGGGUGGCUGAUUGCCAUGGGCUUCAUUCAAUGCGUCGCUAUGGGCAUGGCUGAAUUGUGCUCGUCGAUGCCCACAUCGGGUGGUCUUUACUACGCUGCAGCAGUCCUUGCUCCUCCAGGAUACGGUCCUAUCGCUGCCUGGAUCACCGGUUGGUCCAACUGGCUGUGCCAGGUCACAGGCGCGCCCUCGGUCAACUAUGCACUGGCCUCCAUGAUCCUUGCGGCAGGGUCGAUCAACAACCCCGGCUACGUGCCGCAAAACUAUCAGGUAUUCCUUCUGACAACCCUGAUAAUGAUCAUCCAUGCAUGCAUUUCUUCGAUGCCCACACGUUGGAUUGCGACGUUUAACUCGUACGGCAGUACCUUCAACAUCAUUGCGCUGGUGAUCACGGUCAUCACCAUCCCCGCGGCGACGAACCGGACUUCGCAAGGACUGCCUCGCUUCACCAAGAGCAGCACAGUGUGGGGCAACUUCUACGAGGGCACAGAUUACCCAAAUGGCGUGGCUGUACUCAUGUCAUUCAUCGCCGUGAUCUGGACCAUGUCCGGCUAUGAUGCGCCCUUCCAUCUGGCAGAGGAAUGCAGCAAUGCCAACAUCGCCAGUCCACGUGCAAUCGUGCUCACGUCUGGGGUGGGCGGGUUAAUGGGUUGGUUCCUGCAGCUGGUCGUGGCGUACACUGUCAUCAGCAUCGACGAUGUUCUCGACUCGGACCUGGGCCAACCUUGGGCGUCUUACUUGUUGCAAAUCCUGCCUAGGAACACGGCUUUGGCUAUUCUAUCCAUGACAAUCAUUUGCGGCUUCUCCAUGGGUCAAGGAUGCAUGGUCGCCGCAUCGCGAGUCACCUUUGCCUACGCCCGCGACGGCUGCUUCCCUGGCUCCAGGUAUUGGGCCCAAGUCAAUCCAAUCACCAAGACUCCGGUCAACGCGGUCUGGUUCAAUGCGGCGAUCGGUAUUCUACUAACCCUGCUCCUCUUUGGAGGGGAGGCAUGCAUUGGAGCCAUUUUCAGCGUCGGCGCCAUUGCCGCCUUUGUCGCCUUCACCAUCCCCAUCACCAUUCGAACUUUCUUUGUCGGCAGCCGAUUCCGCCACGGACCGUGGCACCUCGGCAAGUGGUCCUAUCCCAUCGGCGUGGCAUCGACCUGCUUCACCUUGUUGAUGAUCCCUAUCCUCUGCCUUCCCAGUGUGACUGGCAAGAACCUGGAUGCGUCACUCAUGAACUGGACAUGCUUGGUCUGGGGUGGUCCAAUGUUGGGGGCCCUGGUGUGGUGGGUGGUGGACGCUCACAAGUGGUUCAAGGGCCCGAAGGUCAAUAUCCAGCAUAUGAUGCUCGGGAGGGGGGACAACGUUAUCGAAGGAAAGGACCAGGGCUCGGAUUCGGGCAGUGGAAUUUCUCCAGCCGUCGUGACUGGUGCGGACAAGGCCGAUACGAAGGUGUGA
Messenger RNA from Cladophialophora yegresii CBS 114405, 1725 nucleotides. RefSeq lists its product as uncharacterized. Lineage: Eukaryota; Fungi; Ascomycota; Eurotiomycetes; Chaetothyriales; Herpotrichiellaceae. Bases 1 to 1725 code for a protein of 574 amino acids. Gene Ontology annotation, cellular component: membrane. Gene Ontology annotation, molecular function: transmembrane transporter activity. The record is from RefSeq and is a predicted model, not a curated record. The transcript has 3 exons. Gene Ontology annotation, biological process: transmembrane transport.